Molecule: messenger RNA, 1702 nt
Organism: Cololabis saira (Pacific saury)
Lineage: Eukaryota; Metazoa; Chordata; Actinopteri; Beloniformes; Belonidae
Gene: steap3
Product: STEAP family member 3, metalloreductase
Exons: 6
Coding region: 90-1559 (489 amino acids)
Biological process (GO): copper ion import
Cellular component (GO): endosome; plasma membrane
Molecular function (GO): cupric reductase (NADH) activity; ferric-chelate reductase (NADPH) activity
Source: RefSeq, a predicted model, not a curated record
UUAUCAGGAAGAAAUCACCCGUGUGCCUGAAAGCUGGAGGAAACCGCUGCCAGUAACCAGUAAAACCCCCGCUUUUUUUCAGGAGCGCCAUGCCUGAUCCCAUGGCAAGCCCGUUAAUCCGCGAGAGAGGCAACGGGGGGAACUUUGGCCACCCGGAUGUCCCCGUGUCAGAUCCCUGGGAUCCAGUGAUCGGCAUCCUGGGAACGGGCGACUUCUCCCGCUCGCUGGCCCGCAGGCUGGUGGCCUCCGGCUACCAGGUGGUGGUGGGGAGUCGCACGCCCAAGAGAUCUGUGGCUCUGUUCCCCGAGGACGCUGAGGUAACGUCCCAGGCGGAAGCCGCCGGUCAGGCGGACGUGAUCUUCGUGGCCGUGUUCCCCGAGCACCACUCCACGCUGGUGCCGCUGAAGCCGGCGCUGGCCGGGAAGAUGCUGGUGGACGUGAGCAACGGUUUGUGCGUCAACCGGGACGGGCCGUCCAACGCCGCCGUGCUGGCCGACCUCUUCCCGGAGAGCAUCGUGGUCAAAGGUUUCAACACCAUAUCGGCCUGGACGCUGCAGACGGGACCUGGAGACGGGAGCAGGCGGGUGUUUCUCUGCAGCGACAGUCAGAAGGCCAAAAGCCUAGUGAAGCAGAUCUGCUGCCGGAUGGGCUUCAUCCCCGUGGACAUGGGUCUCCUCUCCUCCUCCCUGGAGAUCGAGAACCUCCCCCUCUACCUCUUCCCCUCCUGGCACAUCCCCGUCCUCUGCACGCUCUGCCUCUUCGUCUUCUUCUACCUGUACAACUUCUUCCGGGACAUCCUGCAGCCGUACGUCACCCACGGGAAGAGCUACUUCUACAAGAUGCCCAUCGAGACGGUGAACGUGACGCUGCCCUGCGUCUCUCUGGUGAUGCUGGCGCUGGUUUACCUGCCCGGCCUGCUGGCCGCCUUCCUGCAGCUGCGCUGGGGCACCAAGUACAGCCGCUUCCCCGGCUGGCUGGACCGCUGGCUCGCCGCCAGGAAGCAGUUCGGGCUCUGCAGCUUCCUGUGCGCGGCGCUGCACGCCGUCUACAGCCUGUGCCUCCCCAUGAGGAAGUCGGCGCGCUACAAGAUCGUCAACAUGGCGUACAAACAGGUGAAGGCCGGGGUGGCGGAGACGUGGGACGAUGAGGAGGUGUGGAGGAUGGAGCUGUACGUCUCCGCGGGCAUCAUGGCUCUGGGCCUUCUGGCCCUGCUGGCCGUCACCUCGCUGCCCUCGGUGGCCAACACCGUCAACUGGAGGGAGUUCACCUUCGUACAGUCGUCGCUCGGCUACUGCGCCUUGUUCAUGGCCACCGUCCACACGCUGAUUUUCGGGUGGGACCGCGCCUUCAACCCGUCCAACUACACCCUGUACCUGCCCCCCACGUUCAUGCUGGUGCUGGUGCUCCCCAUCCUGGUCCUGCUGGGCCGCCUGGCCCUGCUGGCGCCCUGCGUGUCCGGCCGCCUCUGGCUGAUCCGCCGUGGCUGGGAGCGCAGCCGCCACAUCCGCUUCACGCUGCCGGGCGCCGCCAACGGAGCGGAGGACAUCAGCAAUGUGUGAGGAACGCCGGUUUUAGCGGUGCAGGUGAACCCCCGGGGCGAAAGGUGAAAAUGUGGAAUAUUUAUCCGCUACCGGACCGCGGCGAGGACUCUGGCCUGCUGAGGCGUUCAGAGCUGAACUUACCCAAAGCUGUACAGUAUUAA